AUGUGCCUGCGGACAGGUCUCUGCUUCUACCAGCCCCACACGGGCUUCCCCGAGGCGCCGCACAGCCACGAUGUGGUGCCUGUUUCACAGCAGGGCGACCCCGGGAGACAGCCAGUGCUGCUUCUCAAAGAUGACACGGUGAGCCCAGUGGGCCAGUUCCAGAGACGUGUGCGUGCAGACACGCGCGGCUGGCCACCGAGGGGGCUGGCGAGUCCCCAAGGCCGCACUGCACUGCUCUCCAAGGCUGGGAAGGCCUCCCGCAAGCGGCUACAGCCAGGCCGCCCGAGGGGCAGGAAGCCCCCGCGGAGCGAACGGAGGAGUCGGGACGACCUGGAGUGCCCGCAGCUCAACCCCCGCUGCUGCGCCCUGCGCCCGAGUCUAGGCUCACUUACUGAGGCGCUGGAUUCAAAGCGGAAAAGCCGCCCCGAGCUCCAGCGAGUCCCAAGCCAGCGCGGGCGGCCGAGGACGACCGCAAGGCCCUCGGUGGAGACCACGCGCCUCCGGCCACACGACAGCGAACGCCGGGAACAGCACCCACACUCCAAGACCAGACCCUCUAACGAAACUUCACGUCCGUGCAGGGCGUCCACACGAACCAGCCGGGUGAGAGGGCAGGGCCCACUGCAGCCGGCGGCACCGUGCGAAGCCCCCGGACGCGGACGCCCGCGGGACUUGGGCCCCCGGGGAAGAGCGGCGCCCCCGCCCUCGGACCCGCGGGCCUCUCGCACUGCCAACUUGGGCCAACGGACGGUUCUGCGCUACCGUCCCCUCCGGCCCGUUCACGUCCGGAUCAGGGCCCCCGAGCAAACACCCUCCUCCGGCGGACCCAGCCCCAGGCAGGCGCCCACGCGCGGCGGGGGCCUCCGAGUGGCCUCGGGAGCCGCCCCCUCCUCUCCUCCCUCCCGCCAUCCCCGCGGCCGCCGCCAUCUUCUCUUCUCGGCGGGAGUGCAGCGAGGGCCGGCGCGGCCGGCGCGGCCGGCGCUGGGUCGGCCUCCCGCUCCGCCGCCGCCCCCGAGUGCGGCCCUGCGGCGGCCGGCCCCUCUGCCCGGCGGCCGGGAAGCCACUCACCGCGGGUCGCAGGCCUCAGGGGUCCAGCAGCCAUUUCCUCGGAGCUCAGCGGAGUGGGCGGGAGGGCGGGGUCGACGCCGGGCACCGAGGCGCGGGGCUAGAGGGGCCGGCCGCGUCCGGAGCAGCGCCCCCGCGCGGAGGAAGGGGGCCCCGCCCCGCGCGCGCGCCUGCGCCCUGCGCCGCGGCUCCCGUAGCCCGAAGCCCGCAGCCGGAGGAGACUCCAGACGGGGAGCCCCAGGCGGGCUGGUCCCCGGCGGGGCGCCCUGGGGCCUGGGCUGGCUUUGUGGCGAGGCGGCGGGGACGAGGGUAAAGAAGCAGCCGUGCUCUCGAGUUUGUGCAGCAAACCGGUCCCACCACCUCCCGCACGACCAGCUUGGGCACAUCUGCCCGCAAGAGCUGCAAGGAGCGAGCGGGAGGAGCCCCCGCUCCGCCGCGGCCCGCGAGCAGGCACAGAACGAGCACCCGCGCGCCUCCGCGCGUCCCCGCGCCCGCCGCGCCGCGCCGUCGCCGAAGGCGCUCCCGCAGCCGCCGCCCCGCCUGGCGCAGCCAGCGGACGCCAGGCCUGCGCGGCAGGCGCCCCGGGGGCGGGCCCGGGUCUUCUGCCCCCGCAGGCGGCGAGCGAGAGCGCGCUCGCCGAGGCGGGAGGAGCGAGCGCGCCUCGAGGAGAGUUCUGCGCAAGGGCGGAAGCGGGAGUCCCGCGCUUCCGGGCGGCCGCCGCGCCCCGCCCCCCUCGCGGGAGCGCUUGAUUGGCUGCAGGCUGGAGAGCCUGCGCUCUCGCGAUUUCGCGGGAGGUGCCUGAAGGGGCGGCUGUCCGUGCGUCUGCCCUCCCGUUCCCCGCCCCCGCCUCCGCCGCGGCUCCCGCCUCCGCCUCCCAUCCCCGGCGCCUCGCCGCCCUCCUGGCUUGCCCCCCCCCCCCCGCCCCGAACGGCCGUGGAGACCGCGCAGCGCGGGAGGCGGGAUCCGCACGGUAAGAUGGCCGCGGCGGACCCAGGCGGCCGGGCCGAGCUUCGCCGCGGGAGCGCGGCGGGCCGGGGUGGGGCUGGGCAGGGGCGGGGUGGAGGCCGGGGAGGGCGGCCGGGAUAG
Molecule: messenger RNA, 2151 nt
Organism: Hyaena hyaena (striped hyena)
Lineage: Eukaryota; Metazoa; Chordata; Mammalia; Carnivora; Hyaenidae
Product: serine/arginine repetitive matrix protein 1-like
Exons: 7
Coding region: 1-2151 (716 amino acids)
Source: RefSeq, a predicted model, not a curated record